Molecule: messenger RNA, 1284 nt
Organism: Anolis carolinensis (green anole)
Lineage: Eukaryota; Metazoa; Chordata; Lepidosauria; Squamata; Anolidae
Gene: erp29
Product: endoplasmic reticulum protein 29
Exons: 3
Coding region: 49-810 (253 amino acids)
Biological process (GO): protein secretion
Cellular component (GO): endoplasmic reticulum; endoplasmic reticulum lumen
Source: RefSeq, a predicted model, not a curated record
CCCAUCCAGGCUCCUGCGCAGGCGUGAUCCUUGCCUCCUUCCUUUGCCAUGGCUGCCUGGCUUCUCUCCCUUUGCCUGCCGCUGCUUUGCCUGCUCUUGGGCAAAGGCUCUGCGCUGCACACCAAGGGUGCCUUGCCCUUGGACACCAUCACCUUUGCCAAGGUGAUCCCAAAGUACAAGUUUGUCCUGGUGAAGUUUGACACCCAGUAUCCUUACGGGGAGAAGCAGGAUGAGUUCAAAAAGGUGGCCGAAGGCUCCGAGUCCAGCCCCGAUUUGCUGGUGGCGGAAGUGGGGAUCUCAGAUUAUGGCGACAAACUGAACCUGGAGUUGGGGGAGAAGUACAAGCUGGAUAAGGACAGGUUCCCAGUCUUCUACCUGUUCCAAGAUGGUGACCUGGAGCACCCCUUGCCCUACGGUGGUCCGGUCACGGCGAGUGCACUCCAGCGCUGGCUGAGGAGCCGAGGUAUUUACAUGGGCAUGCCGGGGUGCCUCAAGGAGUUUGACGCCCUCGCCGGCAAGUUUGUGAGUGCCAACCAAGACGCCGAGGAGCGCCAGGCCCUUCUGGAGGAGGCCCGGCGGCAGCUGGAGCAGACCGCGGAGUCGGAGCGCAAAUCGGCCGAGCAGUAUCUCAAGAUCAUGGCCAAGAUGCUGGCCCAGGGUGACCACUUCCCCGAUGGCGAAGCCUCCCGACUCAGCAAGCUCCUCGAGGAGAACAAGAUGAGCGACGGGAAGAAGGAGGAGCUCCAGAAGCGGCUGAACAUCCUGGCUUCGUUCCAGAAGAAGCCGGCCGACGAGAAGGACGAGCUUUGAACUCCGGAGUGAGUCGGGUGUUCAAAAAAAAAACCUAUUUGGCGGAACUCUAUCGCUUGAGCGUGGGUUGCUUUCCUUUGGGUUGGCGGGUGAACCGUACAUACGUACGUUGUUCCGAAAGGCAGGGUUGCGUCUUCAGCUCCGUUUCUCCCCAUAAGUUUGUUAUCGGACGUCGUCUCAAGAUGACGGUCGUCUUCCGAAGCGGCUGGUGGUGUCGCUUGAGUCCCCGAAGUCCUGGGACCUGCCGGAUGUGUGGAAGAUUGACAGCUGGGAUUCCAGGCGUUGCUGGUGGGUCACGCUAGCCUCAAAAAGGUCCCACAGAGCCACCUCCUGUCCGUGGUGAGGCGCUGCGAGACCCUGGAACCGGAGCACAGAUCCCGACAAGUCAUGAAGAUUCUCAGUAUUGGCAGAAUGGGUUGCGGGGGAACAUUCCUUGUGGCACUUGGUUAGUGAAUAAAGAUUCCCGAAAAAUAA